CCGCACCAGUCAUUGCUAAAAGUUUCGCCGCGAAACUUUCGCGAACGUUGCAAAACGAGGAAACCGAUCUAAAUUCGCCCGCGUUCAAAAUGAGUUCCAAGUCCUUAUUCGACAGCGAGGAAGAUGCCGCCCAGUCAAACAAAUUGUCAAGGAAGGCCAAGGAAUCGCCCUUUAUGCUAGUGGGUAUUGCCGGAUUCGUGGCCGCCGGGCUGAUUGGAGCGUACAAGUACCGGAACCGGGGAACGAUGAGCACCAGUGUUUUUCUGAUGCAGCUUCGUGUGGCAGCCCAAGGAACCGUUGUGGGUUGUCUGACUGUAGGACUGGCCUACAGCAUGGCCAAGGAGUACCUGUUCGACAAGGCGCCCAAGGAAAAUGCAAAGUCAUUGACUAACUAAAAAUCAUCUGAAUGAUGUCGGCUAGCCCAAUUACAACUUUCCACCUAGCAAUCAGUAACUCUAUUUAUUGCAUCAUCAAAUAUUUAUACCGAUCAAGAGGUCUAGGAUCACUAAAGGGCGGGACUCGCAAGUUCCGUAAAUGAAAUAAUGUUUUGUAUACCUGUGUAAGAUUGUGAUAUCGUGUGUUUUAAAUGUACAAGUUGGACAUCCAGACGAAAGCUGAUGUAGGCAAACGACAAGAUAUUAAAUACCUCUCUCAUGAUAUAAUAUACUUAAAUAAAACAAUUUAGACUAAAAGAAGCCAA
Molecule: messenger RNA, 700 nt
Organism: Drosophila ficusphila
Lineage: Eukaryota; Metazoa; Arthropoda; Insecta; Diptera; Drosophilidae
Product: HIG1 domain family member 1A, mitochondrial
Exons: 3
Coding region: 90-395 (101 amino acids)
Biological process (GO): mitochondrial respirasome assembly
Cellular component (GO): mitochondrion
Source: RefSeq, a predicted model, not a curated record